AUGAGACCAUACAUUGCUCUCAUCGUCGUUUUGGCUUCAAUUGCAAUUGCCACUGCCCUCCCUCUCAAGGGUUCGGAAGAAAGCAAAGAAUUCGAAAUCCUUGUCAAGUCAUCGGAGUCCCCAUCCCCUCUUUCCAUACCACUAUCACCAUCGUCGCCCAAAACCGUCUCGGUGAAAUACACUGUAUCGGAUAAAAUUCAGUUGGCUUUCUGGAUCAUAUUUCUCAUAGUUGUGUUCAUUCAUCAGUACCAGCAAAACAGGGUUGCUACCAGAGAAGCAGAACAAGCAUGGAAAGAAAUGCAAGAAGCUCUCCGAGAAGAUCACAUAAAAACCAAAUCAGAAGGAUCACAACUCAACCAUGAUAUUUAA
Molecule: messenger RNA, 369 nt
Organism: Caenorhabditis remanei
Lineage: Eukaryota; Metazoa; Nematoda; Chromadorea; Rhabditida; Rhabditidae
Exons: 2
Coding region: 1-369 (122 amino acids)
Source: RefSeq, a predicted model, not a curated record